Messenger RNA from Ipomoea nil (Japanese morning glory), 1249 nucleotides. RefSeq lists its product as uncharacterized. The transcript has 2 exons. The record is from RefSeq and is a predicted model, not a curated record. Lineage: Eukaryota; Viridiplantae; Streptophyta; Magnoliopsida; Solanales; Convolvulaceae. Bases 22 to 1077 code for a protein of 351 amino acids.
UCCGGUGCCCACCACUACAUUAUGAUGAAGCUCACCCUCAAGAAUUAUCUCUUCUGGAGGAUGCAGCUUCUUUCUUUCCUCCGCGGCCAGGACCUCCUGGGGUUCGUGGACGGCACGUUUCCAUGCCCGCCGGCGACCGUACUCGGCACUCCGUCCACCGGCGACUCGGCGGCAACCUCUACCGCGGCUACAGCGGUAGCCAAUCCGGCGUAUCACGCCUGGAUCAAGCAGGAUCAGACCAUCGUGUCUCUUCUGGUCUCAUCCAUGGCAGAUGAGGUCCUUCAUCUUGCUCUCGGCCGGGAUACGUCGGCGGAUAUAUGGAGCUCCAUCACCGGCGCGCUCGGGUCCUCCAGCCAGGCUCGGUGUCUCACACUUUUGAGCCAGUUUCAGAUGUUACGGCAAGGGAACGCUACGACUGCGGACUACCUCGGGAGAGCCGGUGUGCUGGUUGAAGCCCUCAUCCAAGCCGGACGUCCGCUCACGUUGAUGGAGCAGAACCUAUACGUCAUACGGGGCCUACGACCGGAGCUGAAGUCUCUCGCCACGUCCUUGACGGCAACCGGAGCUGCAGUCACACUCACGCACCUAUCUGAUUUUUUACAGGCGCAUGAGUUCAUAUUGGUGGAUGACUAUCCGUCGCUGGACACCGGCGUCACCCACACUGCCAUGUACGCCGGAACGGGUGGUCGCGGAACACACGGCGGUGGCAGGCAGCAGCAGUCCUCGCAGUCGCAACGUGGUGGCCGUCCAGGCCGUGGUGGCCAACAUCGGGGUGGUCGUGGCGGUCGCGGAUCGCCGAGGUGCCAGAUCUGCCGUUCACACGGCCAUUCGGCGGUCUACUGCUACAAAAGAUAUACAACUCAGCCGCCGCAACCCCAAGCACAUGUAGCCAUGUCUAGUGAUGCGCCGACGUCUCCAUCCACUGUUCCGGGUGAUGGGUGGUACCCGGACACCGGGGCCACCGCGCAUGCAACUCCGGACCCGAGCAUGUUGAGCCAAUCAGAUGAAUAUGGCGGAUCAGACGUUCUUAGAGUGGGUAAUGGGGCAGGACUCCACAACCAACACAAUUCUGCUUAAAGGACCAACAUCAGGCGGCCUGUAUAAACUCCCGGUGUCAAGGUAAAAUUUCGCGUUCGUCAGUUCCCGGGCCACUCCCACCACUUGGCACCGCAGGCUAGGACACCCGCACAAACAAGUCCAAAAUAAAAUUCUUCAAAACUGCCCAGUCACGCCUAAUAAAGCGUCUUCA